AUGGCCACCGUCGACCGCAACCUCAUCGCUCACCUCGUCCGCGCCAUGCGCUUCCUCUCCGCCGCCCUGGCCGAGACUGGUUUCUUCGAGAUCCACAUCUCCACCCACCACUCUCUCGGCAUCCUCUCCGCCUCUGAGCCUCCAUCCUUCGGCUGCUUCCGUCGGGACUACGACUGUACCAUCUUCGCCUCCAUGCUCGAUUUUUACCAUGGGGCUAAGACCCCCUUCGUCGUGAACACCUAUGCUCACAGGGAGAAUGGAUUUGUUGUUGAACAAGUAUUAGACCCUUCAAUUUUGCUUAAUAGAAGCAGCUUUUUGAUCUGUUUGAAGCUGAUGGAAAUCGAAUUAUGGCUUUCAGUUUGUGGGCUGGAGAUUGUUUGA
Messenger RNA from Elaeis guineensis (African oil palm), 381 nucleotides. Lineage: Eukaryota; Viridiplantae; Streptophyta; Magnoliopsida; Arecales; Arecaceae. The record is from RefSeq and is a predicted model, not a curated record.